AUGCGCACACUGUCCAAGUUCGCCACAGCCGGAGAAGAGGGCGACUUUGCCAUCAAGUCGCCAGAGCAAGAAGUGGUGGGUCUGCAUGGACGAAGGAGGUUGCAACGGUCCGACGAUGCGCGAGGCAAAAAGACCGCCUCAACAUGGGCGAACCGGAACUGGAUGGAUCAGCAACGUCAAUUUCUGCAAGCAUACGAAUACCUCUGUCAUAUUGGAGAAGCCAAAGAGUGGAUGGAGGACAUAAUCGAGAGUGACCUGCCGCCGGUCGUGGAACUGGAAGAAGCCCUUAGGAAUGGUGUUACGCUCGCCGAGAUUGUGCAGGCGAUCAAAGGUCAACCGCUACGAAUCUUCCGAGACCCCAAGCUGCAGUACCGCCAUUCGAACAACUACGCCCACUUCUUCAAGUUCCUCUCGGAAGUCGAGCUGCCCGACCUCUUCCGCUUCGAAUUAGUCGACUUGUACGAGAAGAAGAACGUGCCCAAGGUCAUCUACUGCAUCCACGCGCUGUCAUGGCUUCUCUUCCGCAAAGGCAUCGUCGACUUCCGCAUCGGCAACUUGGUGGGUAAACUGCAAUUCGAAGACCACGAGUUGGAGGCAACGCAAAAAGGCCUGGAUAAGUCCGGUGUAAGCAUGCCCAACUUCUCUGGCAUGCAGGCAAACUUCCAAGUGGAACCGGAGCCCGAGCCCGUUGAAACAGAGGAAGAUCGCAUAGACCGCGAACUUGCAGAAAACGAGGACGUCAUUCUCGACCUACAAGCACAAGUACGGGGCGCUCUUGUUCGCAUUCGCCUGGGCAACAUGAUGCAAGAUCUCUGGGACAACGAACACCUCAUCGCAGAUCUUCAAUCGCGCAUCCGCGGCGACUGGGCACGUCAGAUCGCCUACUACCGACUGGACAUGCGACGAUUCGCCAUCACUCUCCAGAGUGCAGCCCGGGGCUUCAUGGUCCGAUCAAAAAGGCGCGGCGAAGAGGUGUACUGGCAAGACAAGGAGUUCCAGGUUUUGAAGGUGCAAAAUCUGUUCCGAGGUCGCAAGGCUAGAGCAGAGGUCCAGUACACUAAGUCCAAGAUCCAGCGACACGAGCACGGCAUCAGACAAUUCCAGGCCGCGAUACGAGGAGCCCUAGAGCGAUUACGUGUUGGUGAUAGUUACCACCAGACUCGCGAUACCGAGCCGGCCAUCAUCCAUAUCCAGGCUAUGAUUCGUGGUGCUCUCGUCAGACACCAAGUCGAUCGCGAGUGGGCAGAACUGAAGGAGAACGAGGCGCAGAUUGCGCAGAUCCAAGCCGUUGCUCGGGCAAUGCAAAUUCGCCAAUCGAUGCGGACUGACCAAGAAGGUCUACGUCGCCAAGAAUCUGUUAUUACUAUGCUACAAUCUGCCGCACGAGGCAUCAUUGCUAGAAGGAAGAAUGCCGAUGUGCAGGACAAGCUGGUAAGCUCUGACGUCAAUUGGUGCGAUCUUCAGUCCAAAGUACGAGGAGACGUCCUGAGGCACUCUUUGCAGCAAGUGCACGAAGCAUUGGCUGCUGAAGAGUACAAGGUCGUGGAUUUCCAAGCUGUUGCAAGAGGAGGAAGGAUACGUUCAGAGGUCGCGGAUACCGUCGCACAGCUGAGCGAACAGCAAAACGCCAUUCUUUCUCUUCAAUCGUACAUUCGCGGUUUUCUUUCACGCCAGAGGCACUUCUCUGAUCUCAAGGCACUACAGGCACAAGGCACGACCAUUCUGGAUCUCCAGUCAGCUUGCCGCGGUUUCGUUCAGCGACAACGUACCUACGAGAUCCUCUGUGAUCUAAAUGCGCAGGAACCUGAAAUCAUUCAGCUCCAGAGUGUUGCCCGUGGAGUACAACUACGCAUGCAAAUUGGCGUCCAGCUCGGUCAAGUCGAAGAACACGAAGAAGCCAUCAUGGAGCUCCAGUCUUUGGCGCGCGGCAUGAUGAUUCGCCAACAGUACGCCGAGAAGAAGCAAUUUUACAAGGAGAACAUGGAAAAGGUUAUCAAAAUCCAGAGCUUCGUCCGAGGCCGCCAACAGGGCGAAGCAUACAAGAGUUUGACCAGCGGAACGAACCCACCAGUGUCAACCGUCAAGAACUUUGUCCACCUUCUCAACGACAAUGACAUCGACUUCGACGAGGAGAUUGAGUUCGAGCGCCUGCGAAAGACUGUCGUCCAGCAUGUCCGACAGAACGAGCUCGCCGAACAAUACAUCGACCAGCUAGACAUCAAAAUUGCCCUCCUUGUCAAGAACAAGAUUACACUGGACGAAGUUGUCAAGCAUCAAAAGCACUUCGGCGGCCACGUGGGCACCCUGCUGAGCAGCAAAGACAUAUCUUCCAAGGAUCCGUUUGAUCUCAAGGCACUCAACAAGAACUCUCGGCGCAAGCUCGAGCAAUACCAAGAGCUCUUUUUUGUCCUCCAAACUCAACCACAAUACAUGGCACGCCUUUUCAGGAGAAUACGCGAACAGAAUUUGGCUGAGAAGGAUGCUAAGCGCAUCGAGCAGCUGACAAUGAGCCUCUUCGGACUGGCACAAAAGCGGAGAGAAGAGUACUUGUUGUUGAAGGUGCUAGCACGUUCAAUGAAAGAGGAAAUUGAAGGGUGUGGAACUCUGCAGGAAUUCCUUCGCGGCAACUUCUUCUGGGCCAAACUCUUCGGCAACUACGUACGAUCACCGCGCGACCGCAAGUUCUUGAAGGAAGUUUUGGGUCCGGUCAUCCGCGAGAACAUUAUCGAGAACGAGCACCUUGACCUGGAAAGCGACCCAAUGCAAAUCUACCGAUCAGCGAUCAACAACGAGGAGCUCCGCACUGGCCAGCGAAGCCGUCGUGAUCCCAAUGUGUCUCGUGACGUAGCUCUGAAGGACCCAGAAACCAGAGGAACAUUCAUCCACAAUCUCCAGGAUCUUCGAGAUGUUGCGGACCAAUACUUCUCCAUGUUCGAAGAAAUCCUUCAUCGCAUGCCCUACGGAGUUCGGUACCUGGCUCAGCAAAUGUUCGAAGAGCUGCGCCUGCAGUUCCCAUACGAAGCGCAAGAACAACUUCUCGUCAUCGUUGGCCACUGGGUUUGGAAGGCUUACAUCCAGCCCGCCCUCAUUCAACCACAACACUGGGGUGUUGUGGAUCGUGGUCUCUCGCCUGUCAUGAACCGGAACCUAGGUGCCGUUAAUAAGGUUCUUGGCCAAGUAGCAGCUGGAAAGCUCUUUGGUGGUGAAGACCUUUACCUUCAGCCUCUCAAUAGCUAUAUCGCGGAAGCCAUCGAUCGUGUCCAGGAGAUCUGGUCGAACAUGAUCAAUGUCCGCGACGCAGAGACUCAAUUCGAGAUUGACGAAUUCAAUGACCUCUUCGCCCGGACCAAGCCGACACUUUACAUCAAGCUUGCAGACGUCUUCGCCAUCCACAAUCUAGUCAUCGACGAUCUACCCAGUUUAUGUCCCAUGCAGGACGACCCACUUCGAGAAGUCAUUCGUGAGCUCGGAAGUGCAAAGAACAACGAGAAUGAGUUAUUGCACGUCAGCUCAACCGAGAUCACCUUGACUCUCAACCCCAAGUACCACGAGCAAGAGGAUCCUGAUGCGCAGAUCAAAUCACUCUUCAUGGAGACGAAGCGUUAUGUGCUUUACAUCAUCCGCAUCCAGACUGGUGCCAACCUCACCGAGAUCCUGACCAAGCCUAUCAUGCCCGAGGACGAAGAUCGCUGGGAUGCUCUUGUUCGUGAAGAGCUUGCGGCGCAGCAGAAGGACCGUUCACGAAAACACAGCCAACUGCGCUCAUCUGCCGCUUCCACUUACACAACCGACAUGGGUUCUAACUCCGUAUUGGACCUCGACUACCCGACCCUGAAACAAUACUGUCUCGAAAAUGUGGUGCACUUACAACGCGCUGGCCGCAUCUCACACCACAACAACUACCAGGACCUCCUUAAUGCUAUUGCCGUCGACAUCCAGGACCAAGCAUCGCCGUCGAACUCGAUGGCGUACGAGGCACCCUCGCCUGCCCUUGACGAGAAGGCACACUUCCUGGAAGGCCAACUCAAGAGCUACAACGACUACAUCGACAAAAAGGGCAAGAAGAAGUUCCUCCUUCCCUUCACACGCCAAUACAACCAUAUGCGCGAACUCCAACGAUCCGGCCGCUCUUAUCUCUUCGGCUCCUUCCGCUACUCAGCCCGCAAUCUAGCUGAGAAGGGCAUCCUGGUUUCUUGGAACGGCUACCCAGAGCGUCAGUGGGAUAGGCUCGACAUCACCAUCUCCUCGAAUCAAACGGGCAUCUUUGAAAUCCAAGGCUCGCAGGGCAGCAUGAUGAUCCCCGGUGCUUUUGCCGAAGUUCCCCUCGACGGCCUCCUUCAGGCGCAAUUCGACAACCACCAAUUCAUGAACUUGUUCGGAGAUGGUAAAGAUGGCUCGGGCUCGGGCGCCGUGCGUGUAAAUGUUAAUCUGUUCUUGCAUUUGAUUUUCAAGAAGUUCUACAAGGAGGGUUAA
Molecule: messenger RNA, 4473 nt
Organism: Parastagonospora nodorum SN15
Lineage: Eukaryota; Fungi; Ascomycota; Dothideomycetes; Pleosporales; Phaeosphaeriaceae
Exons: 4
Coding region: 1-4473 (1490 amino acids)
Biological process (GO): regulation of actin cytoskeleton organization; regulation of GTPase activity
Cellular component (GO): cytoplasm
Molecular function (GO): GTPase activator activity; protein binding
Source: RefSeq, a predicted model, not a curated record